Messenger RNA from Ipomoea triloba (trilobed morning glory), 1468 nucleotides. Its product is annotated as protein NEN1-like. The transcript is spliced from 6 exons. Gene Ontology annotation, molecular function: 3'-5' exonuclease activity; nucleic acid binding. The record is from RefSeq and is a predicted model, not a curated record. The coding region runs from base 91 to 1206 and encodes 371 amino acids. Lineage: Eukaryota; Viridiplantae; Streptophyta; Magnoliopsida; Solanales; Convolvulaceae.
GAAAUAAUGCAUCUAUUUCAGAAUUUGUACUGGUGUAAUAAAUUGGGCAUAUAUCUGCGUUUGAAAAGUUGAAGACGAAGCAGUACAGCAAUGGAUUUGGCAGGGGCGCAAGAGCUGAUAGCGUUCUUCGAUUUGGAGACGGUGCCGAUCGGAGAGCAGGGCUGGGCGAUCGUAGAAUUCGGAGCCAUAUUAGUAUGUCCGAGGACACUGGUGCAGGUAGGCGAGCCAUACUCCACCUUAAUCCGACCAUCUAGGAAGUCCGUCGUCGACAAUUUCUCCGACCGACCCAACGGCAUUACACGACGGGCGAUUGCGAAUGCGCCCAGGUUCACCCAGGUUGCCGAUGAUAUAUAUCGAAUCCUCCACGGGCGAGUGUGGGCUGGGCACAACAUUGAAGAGUUCGAUUGUCCUCUGAUUAAGGAAGCAUACGCUAAAAGUAAGAGAGAAGCACCCAGGUAUAAGUUCUUGAUUGAUACGCUGCCCCUGCUAACGCAGUGGUUUGGGAAGAGAGCUGGUAACCUCAAGUUGGCAACUCUUGGAAAUUAUUUUGGGCAUGGAGAGCAAACACACAGGAGUUUGGACGAUGUUUCAAGAAACCUCAAUGUUCUCAAACACGCUGCUGCUGUUCUUUUCCUGGAAUCAAAUUUUCCUGAUUUGCUUCCAGAAAACACAUGGCUUUCUCCGAAAGACAUAUCGGAAUCGCGUAUUUCUGCAACUCUUGCCCCUUUUGAAGAUGGGUAUCCAAAAAUAUGCAUAUUGCAUGAAAAUUUUCCGUUGCAAGUGCAUUGCAAAGGAAUGAAAGUGUUAUACGGAAUAAAUAACAAGUUCAAUAAGGCGUGGUUAAGUUUUGCGGUGGUUGCGCCUCCAAAGCUAUAUGAUGUUCUGUAUGCAUGUGAUGAUCAUGCUCUGAGGAGGUUUGGGGAGUUGGGGAAUGACUCGGAAUGGAAACCAGUUGUAAAAGAAGGCUAUAAUCGUUUCAUCCGUCUAAGCCUACGUGCUGACACAAAGAUAUGGAGAGAUAAUGGGCAUCCCACCAUGCAAAGAGUUGAGCAUACUGAAUUGGAUGAUUAUGAGCUGGAGAUGUUGUUUGCCCCAGAUACUAAUGUUGAUGCAUUUUUCUCUUUGGAUACCUUCAUCAACUAUAAGAAAAUGGCUGGCAUCACUUUGGUUGCUCAAAAGCUGUUUGUACAUCCCAGCUAUAGAUAGCUCAUGGGGGAUUGCCAAUUAUAUUGCUUGUGCUAGCAGCUGCUUUAUCCACAUGCAUGUAUGUGUAUAUGAUGUAUGCAGUUGUAUUUUAGUUAUGAGGAUGAUUCCAAGAACAAUUAUAUGUUGUCUUAGAGUGUACGUGAUUAUUAUAAGGUAUGUAUCUUUCUAGUUCUAGAGUAAAAGCGUGUUUGAGUUUGGUAAUAGACUAAUGAGUCUAUUAAUAAUCUAUACUAUAUAUAAAAAGCAUUAUCCUCCUUCCAAA